CAGACCCAUUUUUUUUUCCACUGGGGAGGAAACUGGAGGGCAGUUCCUGACGGCGAGAAAUCCCUGCUGCCAGAUUGCGAACACAGACUCAAAGUUGCAUGCAAAAAGAGAGACCUCUCUUUUCAGCUAUACAUGUAUAAAGUUGAUUUUACAUUUUGGAAUCAACAUAUUUUUCCCCGUUUUUCCUGAGAUGUCAUUGCACUGGAUGUUUCUAAUGGAUUAUAAAGGCUGAGUCAUAUGUCCCGCCUCAGGACACUGCCAGAGCCCUGACGUUGCUGUAAGCCAAACUCACCCGCUCUUCGGUAUUAUUCUCAGUAAAGACAUAACAUCCCAACAUGGCUGCUGCUGCACUCGUCACAGAGAACUUUAAGUUUGUGUCCCUCUUCUUCAAGAGUAAAGAUGUGAUGAUCUUCAAUGGUCUAAUCGCUCUGGGCACUGUGGCCAGCCAGACUGCGUACAAUGUUUUUGCCUUUAACUGUCCAUGUUCCUCUGGAAGGAACUAUCGCUAUGGCCUGGCUGCCAUUGGUGUUCCAGCGCUGGCAUUUUUCCUCGUAGGAAUAAUGAUGAACAAGAACACCUGGGACCUGGUGUCCGAGUGUCGGCUCAGAAAGUGCCGGAAGCUGUCGGCAGCCACAGCCUUUGCACUGCUGGGAACCAUCAUUGGUCGAGCUGUGGUGGCUCCGCUAACGUGGGUGGUUAUCUCUUUGCUGCAGGGCCAGGCGUACACAUGUGCCCUCAGCGAGUUUGUUGACCCCAGUACGCUGGAGGGCUUCCCCUCAGAUCAGGAGUCAGAGGUCAUGGCGAAAUUCCCAUGUCAAGGAACUGUUCCACUGGAGCUGCAAGGCUUCUGGGCUGAAAUUGAGCGGCGAAUGAAAUAUGAAUCUCAGCUGAUAGGCUGGCUGCUGGUGGCAGGAAUGUCUCUGGCGGUAUUCCUGAUGCUGUGUAUGAAGCGCUGCUCCUCUCCGCUUGGCUACGAGCAGGAGGACUACUGGUCUCAGUACCGCUCUAACGAAAAGACUCUGUUCCGACGCACGGCAGCUGUCCAUGCCCGCCUCCUGGCUGCCGAGAACAUUAAGAGCUUCUUUGGCUUUGUGGCACUGGAGAAGGAAGAGAAGGAGCAACUGGCUGAGUACCAGAGUGCUAGUCCUAUCUGCAACACUAACUGGAACAGAGUGACUGGUGUCUAUCUCUACAGGGAAAAGAAUGGACUGCCUCUCUACAGCCGACUCAACAAAUGGGCCACGUACAGCCUGGAGAAUAACGUGGAGGUCAUGGACAAAGAGAUGGACGUGCUUAGCUGACAGUAUUCUUCUGGAAGGUGGUCCAGAGACUGCGACCAUAAAGGCGUCAGUAUGCUUUAAAUAGAGUGCUUAUUGGAUCAUCAAACAGCAUCUACAAUCCCCUCCCUCCUGACAUUUUUAGUAACUUUCUGAAAGCAGUCUGACAGUUCUUCUUCUUCUUUUCCUUUCGGCUGUUCCCUUUCAGGGGUCGCCACAGCGAAUCAUGUGCCUCCAUCUAACCCUGUCCUCUGCAUCCUCUUCACUCACACCAAUUAACUUCAUGUCCUCU
Messenger RNA from Siniperca chuatsi (mandarin fish), 1569 nucleotides. Its product is annotated as calcium homeostasis modulator protein 2-like. Gene Ontology annotation, molecular function: monoatomic cation channel activity. The record is from RefSeq and is a predicted model, not a curated record. Lineage: Eukaryota; Metazoa; Chordata; Actinopteri; Centrarchiformes; Sinipercidae. The transcript is spliced from 3 exons. Bases 336 to 1301 code for a protein of 321 amino acids.